Messenger RNA from Prunus persica (peach), 321 nucleotides. RefSeq names its product probable LRR receptor-like serine/threonine-protein kinase At5g63710. NCBI's taxonomy places the organism in Eukaryota, Viridiplantae, Streptophyta, Magnoliopsida, Rosales, Rosaceae. The record is from RefSeq and is a predicted model, not a curated record. The coding region runs from base 52 to 321 and encodes 89 amino acids. The transcript is spliced from 5 exons.
GGGUUGACUGAACUGGAUCUUUCAUCGAAUGAGUUAACCGGAAGAGUUCCAAUGCAAUUCUUUACAAUUCCAAAAUUCAAUUUUACAGGAGCACGUCUUGCUUGUGGUUCUAGCUUGAAGCAGCCUUGUGCUUCUGGCUCUGUUCUCCGAGUUUCAACCAAGAAAUCAAAACUUGGAACGGUUAUAACUUCGGCAAGUUGUGGUGUAACAGUAAUUCUUUUGAUUGGGGCUCUUUUUGCUUAUCGAUAUUAUCGCAUGCACAAACUAACACAUGAUGUCUUUGUUGAUGUUACAGGUGAAGAUGAGUGCAAAAUUUGUUGA